AUGACGGUUAGAAGGACCAAAGAUACGAUAAUCAAGAUAAAGAACUGCAAGUUCUCACUUCUUUCUGUUUUGUCAUAUCUGUUCGACUGGCUGAUAUACACUGCAGUGCUUGUUUUUGCCUUGUGCUAUCAGAAAAGGCCUCCAAGAUAUCACGAGUUUGCAUUGGACGACAAUUCGUUAUCCUUCACAUACUAUGAUGACGAGAACGUUGCGGUCAGUCCACAGCUGUUACUCAUCGUCAGCAUAGUAUUACCAUUGGUUCAAAUUAUUACAAAUUUUGCAUUCACUUGUCAUUGUAUCAGUAGAAGGUUGUGGAAUCUACACAUGGCAUUGUUGGGAUUCUUCGCAGCACAUGUGUUACAAUGUUCAGUGGUUUCCGUGCUCAAUAUCAAUUGUGGGUUACCGAGACCAGACCUCAUUCAAAGGUGCAUGCCUAGUGAUUACUCACUUGCACCUAUUGGUAUGCUUUCCAACGUUGCCAUCUGCUCUAACCCGGAUAUCACCAUUAUCAAUGACGGAUUCAAGAGUUUCCCCUCCUCUUACGCUGCUAUUUCGUUCACAUCUGCAACGUUUGCAUCUCUCAUAGUGGCAGCAAAGUUCAAAGUGUUCGAUAAACGAGGCAUACUGUUCAAGUUGUUGAUAUUUGUCUUGCCUUAUGCCACGGCUCUAUACCUAUCUACAACCCAGAUAUCAGAUAAUCGUUAUUCCCUCUUGGAUUCGAUAUUCGGCACCUUGAUUGGCAUAGCGUGCGGACUAAUGGGGUAUCACAUAUACUUCCCUUGGUUCCUCGAGACCAACUGUAAAGGUAUGGCAUUCCCACCCAGAAGACUCUGUCACAAGAGUGGUAAGUUCUGGAGAAUUUCCCAUGACGACUCCUUUGAGUAUGACGACGAUGCAAUGUUUAUAGAUGAUGAAACGACAGGCGAGGAGACUUCCGAUACAUCACUGGAACCACCAAGAUCCAUCAGAUCAAAGAAGUCAAGACCCUCAUCUUCCAGAUUCAGAGUUUAG
Molecule: messenger RNA, 1011 nt
Organism: Williopsis jadinii
Lineage: Eukaryota; Fungi; Ascomycota; Saccharomycetes; Phaffomycetales; Wickerhamomycetaceae
Exons: 1
Coding region: 1-1011 (336 amino acids)
Biological process (GO): phospholipid metabolic process
Molecular function (GO): phosphatidate phosphatase activity
Source: RefSeq, a predicted model, not a curated record